Exophiala xenobiotica is the source of this 872-nucleotide messenger RNA. RefSeq lists its product as uncharacterized. The record is from RefSeq and is a predicted model, not a curated record. Lineage: Eukaryota; Fungi; Ascomycota; Eurotiomycetes; Chaetothyriales; Herpotrichiellaceae. The transcript is spliced from 3 exons. Bases 251 to 553 code for a protein of 100 amino acids.
GUUAUGUCGAUGUCCGUUGCUUGCUUGUUGUCUGUCACUGAGUUGUGAGCUGUCACCUGGGUUGGCCGCAUAUAAGAAGUCAACAGGAUCACCUUUUACUUACCACGCAAGCUCCUUCCACCAGCGAUUCACUCACAACAACUUCUCUGGCGGAAACAGUCUUUUGUCGUCCAUUCUUCAACCAUAACACCAAGCGCAAUUAUCUUCUUAACACACCUUUCUACCACGAUAGGAUCUUCAUCUUAUCAACAUGGCCACGAAAAGUCACAAUACCUGGCAAGAGGAACUUGCAGCUGAAUGCCGCAAACUCAGAAUUCCAACUCCCGCCUUCAACAUUGUCUCUGACCGCCGCGGCGGACGUACAGCUUGGUCUGCCACAGUCACGAUCCAGGGACAAAAUCUCGCAGCUCGAUACUGGUACGAUGGCCAGUACCUGAACAACGCAAAAGAAGACGUUGCCGAAGUCGCAUGCACCAGACUCCGCAGUCCUUCCAUUGCCUCCAGCCGUCCACAGGGAGCUCAGGGCGGAAACGGAGGUGGUUGGGGUCGUUGAUGCUCCUACAACCCAUUCUGUACUUGUCACAAAGUGUUUCAUGUCGGCAGAUGGACUGUGGAGGUCAAGAAGAUUGAGAGGGCGGAGAGCUAUGUUAUGAUUCUCUUCCUACCUGUCCCUACGGCAGGGGAAAAGUCAAGUAGUUGUAUAAGGAUCAGCAUAGCGAUGGCGUUACGGCGACGCACCGGUGCAAGUGCAAUGUUUUCUAUGGGGUUGGCAUUUAUUUUUCCUUUUGUUUUUCUUCAACGAAGGGGAUGCUAGACACUAGCUUGGAAGUAUGACGGCGAUGCAGACAAGGGUUGACUUCUGCCGACAACCA